Molecule: messenger RNA, 4560 nt
Organism: Pediculus humanus corporis (human body louse)
Lineage: Eukaryota; Metazoa; Arthropoda; Insecta; Psocodea; Pediculidae
Exons: 23
Coding region: 1-4560 (1519 amino acids)
Biological process (GO): post-transcriptional gene silencing
Cellular component (GO): cytoplasm; peroxisome
Molecular function (GO): RNA nuclease activity; mRNA base-pairing post-transcriptional repressor activity; CCR4-NOT complex binding
Source: RefSeq, a predicted model, not a curated record
AUGUAUCACACAAGAAUUGUAGAUUUAAAUUGUUUUAAUUGUUAUGAAAGCAAAAAUGGGUUACCAUUGUUUCCAAAGCCUCCAAUUCAUUUAAUUCCUUCAACAAAAACUUUAACAUAUUUUAGAUCUGAUUCAAUAUGUUCUGGUGUAUCAGAUUAUGAUUCUACUUCCGAUGAUGAAAACAUAACAAUUAUUAGGAAGAAACCAAUGGAUAUUAGAAAAUUACUUCCACCGAUUGGCGUUUUUUGGGAUAUAGAAAACUGUCAUGUUCCUAAGGGUAAAUCAGCCACAGCAGUUGCCCAGGCAAUCAGAGAUAGGUUUUUUGUUGGUUAUAGAGAAGCUGAUUUUAUUGUAGUUUGCGAUGUGACAAAAGAGAAAAGUAGAAUUAUUCAAGAAUUAAAUGAUGCUCAAGUUAAUUUAAUACAUGUUGCUGCCACUUGUAAAAAUGCUGCCGAUGAAAAACUAAGACAAAGCAUUCGAAGGUUUGCUGACACUCACUCUGCUCCCGCAGCAAUUAUUCUUAUUUCAGGUGAUGUUAAUUUUGCUGGUGAUUUGAAUGAUUUAAGACAUAGGAAAAAAAUCCACGUUAUACUAGUUCAUCAUUCGAAUGUAUCGAAAGCUUUAGUUUUAUGUGCAAGUGAACAUUAUAGUUUUGCUGAUUUGGUUGAAAAAAUACCAAUGAGAGAAAUAGUACAGAAUGAUAAUACUUUAUAUGAAGUAAUUGUAUCAAAUUUACCAGAAGACAAAGAGCCUGCAAAAGUAAAAUGUCGUUUAAAACAACUUUGUGAGAAUAGCGGGGGAAGGGUUGGAUUCAUCACCAAAACUUUAUGUUCAAUUAAAUUUCCCACAAUCGAAUUUGCUGCAAGGAAAAAUAAAUAUAUUUUUCAAACAGGUAUAAAUUCUUAUAAACCUGUCGAAAACUUGCACGGUACAGUUGAAACGGUAAAUAUAGGAUUUUAUUAUUCAUUUCCGUUUCUGAAUUAUUGUAAAUGUGAAAAUUCAUAUCUUUCCGUCACAAGGAUUCGGGGAAAAAAGCGAAUGGACGGGGAAAAUGUUUUUGGUAAUAAAAUAAUUGUAAGCGAUCCGAUGCAAAUGGAGGAUUGGAAUUGGCACGUUCGCCGUAAUAAAAAAAAUCAUGGAAAAAAAAAUUCGGAAAUGAUGAACGGAUGUGGUGCUCUAAUCCGGAAACAGCAAAAAGAAGAUAACGGUUUUCAUUUCAAUGACAUACAUUCGUACAAACCCUAUGGAAAUAAUGAAAAUAAUUUGGCUCACUCGCAAAACAUCGAUCCAUCGUUUCAUCAACAGUUAACCAAAAACAUGGUUCCAUUUUUUUCAAAUAACAUUAGUAAUUUUACUUUUCCAAAAGUUCCAAAUAUUGAAAAUUUAAAAGUCAUACAAAAUCCUACAUCGCACGCACUUCAAAAAUCUUACAUGAAUAAUAAUAAUAAUAAUAAUAAUAAUUUAGAUGAUGGAUCGAUGAUAAAUGGUGGUAGUAGUAGUAGUAGUAAUAGUAGUAGUAGUGUCAAAAAAAAUGGAACGGAUAAUAGAAAGUUUAAUAAUAAUAAUUUAAAUAAUCACGGUGAUGGAUUAAAUUCAAGAUUGAACAAUGCGGUUUUUAAUUCUUCGACUCCAAAUGGGGAAAACGGGUUUUAUUCAUAUGAUAACAAUCAACAAUUAUAUUUGGCUCAAGCUCAUCAAUUACAAAUGUUAACACAAAAUUCGUCCUCAUAUGGACAAAGAAAUGUUUCGUCGAAUGUUCAAGAUCAAAUGUCGUCGUCGUCGUCGUCGUCGUCGUCGUUGUCGAAUCAUUUAAUAAAUAGAGGAAACGGAAGUGGUGGAGGAAGCGGUGGUAACGGUGGUAAUUUCGGUGGUGGUCGUUUAAUUCGCGGAACACACGGAGGUAAUAAUAAUCUCAAUUUUAGCAACACGAGUAGGUCUGGUUACAGUGAUGAAGGUUGCGAUAGUUUUAUAUCAAACGAACAAUGUUUCGAACCCGUACAAAAGCCGGAAUGUUCUAGUCCAGUAUAUUUACAUGUGAGCGGACUCGAUCCUCACAUGGAUUUGAUUUCCGCUAAAACAAUGUUGACAAAUAGCUUUAAAAUGCACGUUGAGGUUCUUUCUGUCUCAGUUUUUUGUUUAUCUGAUGGUAGUCUCGUUGCCAGCGUCAAAGUGCCGUCAUUUCAAGAUGCUCAGUAUGCCAUAUCACAACUUCAACGUCGAAGAUUCGGUUCUAGAAGGAUAACGAUAGCUUUUCAAAACAUCAGCCGAUCUCAGGUAGCUCAACUAUUGUCUGAAAUUCCUCAAAAUAAAACUCCUUUAUUCAGGUUUACAGAAUUAUUCAAAUCUAGGUUUUUAAAUUCGGUUAGCGUUUCCGAAUUGAACAAAAUGAAAGAUGUAUGUGUUAUAACGGAAGAAGAUGGCGGUAGAAUGAUAACCGCAAAUACCAGGUCACAAAUCAGUUCAUAUCCUAAUCAAGAAAAAAAAGAAGCCACAGUUCCAUAUUGUCAGUUGCAUUCACACAAAACCCUUUCAGAUUCCGAACUACCACUUUUACCAUCUGUAAAUAUUAGUUUGAAAUUAUUAACGAGUAGAAUUUUAUCACUGUUGGAAAGUCACGGGGGUAAAUUAUUUUUACCGAGUUUGGCGGAUUGUUAUCAAUCACAAUUUGGUCCCCUACCCGAAGACGUUGGGGGCGUCCCGUUGGAACAUUUAGUAUCCUGUAUUCCCGGUGUGGAUAUGUCUCAAAGUCACGGUUCCGUUAAAUAUUUAACAUGGGCGACGGCGACAUCUCAACCAAACGAUGAAAAUGUAAAGUGCGUUAGUCCGAUGUUGGUGGGAACCAUGUCCGUUUUUACAAGAGAAUUAUUGGAUUUAUUAAAAGACACGCCGAAAUGCUUGCUUCCAUUUUCACAGUUCAUACCGUCAUAUCAUCGAAAGUACGGAAGACAAUGUAGAGUUUCAGAUUACGGUUAUACAAAACUUUUGGAUUUGUUAGAAUCUAUGCCGCAUAUUUUACAAGUAAUCGGUAACGGAACGUAUAAAAUAGUCACGCUUUCGCAUAAAACUCAAAUAAGAAGAUUUACGACUGAUUUACUUAGAAUAUUAAAAAAUCAAACGAAUCGUCAAAUUGAUCUCAAAGAUUUUGGUGUGCAAUAUGAGAAAAUUUUCGGAAGAACUUGGGAUCCCACGUAUUACGGUUUAUGCGAAUUAGAAGAUUUAAUCAAUUGCGCACCGCAAUCUGCAAUAGUCAUGGAAAAUAAAGAAGAUGGGAAAAUAUUAAUAUCGAUUCCGAAAAGGGAACAAACUCCCGAAGAAUUAGAAUUAACGAAAAAAUUUGCUCAAGAGGUUGUAGAAUUGUUAAAGCGAGUUCCUAAUUGUUCUAUGGAAUUUAAUAAAUUUGUUCCCGCUUACCAUUCACAGUUUGGUCGUCAGUGUCGAGUUUCAAGUUACGGUUGUUUUAAAUUAAUCGAAUUAUUCGAAUCGAUACCGGAAACGGUUACAAUUCACGAGGAUGCAAGUCGCGGUGAAAAAUAUUUAAUAUUAACUCCCGCCAAAAAGUUGCAAGUUUUCGCCGAAAGAGUGUGCUCAAUUUUGUCGGCAAAAGAUGGCGUCAUGUUACUUUUCAGACUUGAAUUUGCUUAUCAGUUUUACCAGUAUGAAUCUUUGGUCGCGCCAAGUGAUUGCGGUUGCGAAACUUUCGAACAGGUUUUAAUGAAAAUUCCAGAAUACGUUAAGCUCGAAGAUUCUCGUAACGGUCGUCUCGUUAUUUUAAUACAUAACACGGAUCCGGUCGUUUUGAUUCCUAGAGUGAGAUUCAUUUUACUCAAUCAAGAUAAAUUAACUGCCAAUCAAUUUGUAAAAGCGUACACUCAGCAAUAUCAAAAUAAAAUCGAUUUGGAUGCGGAUCUCAAUAAAAUACCCGAAGCGGUUAAAGUCGUCAAAAAAGGAGGAGAAACUUAUGUUCAGUUGACGCUACUUUCAGUUUUUGCCAAUCAAAUGUAUUUAUUACUUUCCGAUCACAAGGGAAGGAUUCGACUCUACAAUUUCGAAUCGUUUUAUCAAAACAAAUUCAAAAAACCAUGUUUGCCUUCUCAAUUCGGUUACCCGACGUUAACGUCUCUUCUCUCAGCCAUACCGGAAACGGUUACCGUACAAAACAAUGAAUAUUGUCCACAGAAAAGAGUUAUAACUUUAAACGUCGAUCUCAAAAGUGCUGGAUUUCGUAUUCCAACGUUUAAUAACGGAAAUUCGAAAAUGAAGGAAACGGAUACAGUUAACGGUUCGGAUAAUAAUAAUAAACAACAUCGUUCGUACGAUUUGUGGCAAAGCGAUUCGUUGUUUCCCUGUUGGAACGACAUAAACGGAUUCACGACGGAAAACAUAACGGUUCCUCAUCCGUCAGAACUUCCAUUGCCAUCAGCGAAAUUGGCUUCUCCCGUGCAAAAAAUGCUUCAACUCGAAUCCGGGGGUUAUCGAAACGAAGUUGAAGCAACGUCAACCACUGGCGAAAACAUUCCCGGAAUGAGUAGGAUUGCUGCGCAUUUCGAUAAUCUCAUAUAG